Messenger RNA from Pocillopora verrucosa, 2253 nucleotides. Its product is annotated as E3 ubiquitin-protein ligase TRIM71-like. Gene Ontology annotation, biological process: protein monoubiquitination. Gene Ontology annotation, molecular function: protein binding; zinc ion binding; ubiquitin protein ligase activity. Lineage: Eukaryota; Metazoa; Cnidaria; Anthozoa; Scleractinia; Pocilloporidae. The record is from RefSeq and is a predicted model, not a curated record.
UUCCAUUUCGUCGUCAUUUCGUAACCUACGUCUGCCAUGGAGUCGCUUUUGAGGAAUCUCGAAAAAUAUGUCACUUGUUCGAUUUGUUUGGAUAAUUUAACCAAACCGAAGACCAUAGCUUGUCUUCAUACUUACUGCUUGAAGUGUUUGGAGGAACAUGCACUGAAAACCCAAAGACAAGGACAAUUUCGAUGCCCAGAUUGUCAAGCGGAAGUUAACAUUCCUGAAGGAAAUCGUUUCGAUGAUUUGCCGACUGGUUUUCUGCAAAACAGUUUGUUGAGUCUUCUCGCUGUACGACAAAGUGGCGAUGGAAGUCAGAUAAACUGCGCUAUUUGUAAGAAAAAGAGCGUUGAGAUCAGCUACUGCUUCGCUUGCGAAAAAUUGCUUUGUCGUGAUUGUGCAAACGCACACGAAUUGUUUAGAGAAACUGCCUUUAAAGGACACAAAGUCACAGCAGUCAAACAGUUUCAACCUGCAGACUACGAGACAUUGUUGAAGCGACAAUCCUUUUGCUCUCAGCCUUACCACGAAAGAAAGUUAAUGAAGUUUUUCUGUCUUGAAUGUAAAGCUUGUGUUUGUCAAAUCUGCAUAAAUACUGAUCACAAGAGUCAUGAUGUUGAUCCGCUUGAAAAAGCAGCAGAUGAAACGAAAGUCAACAUCGUGGCGGCAGCCGUGUUGUUGAAAGAAAAGAGAGAAGUUUGCAACGAUGUGAUUCGUGAAUACGAGGAAACGGCCUUAAAACUGGAUAGUAAUAUCAAGAGUGCUAAAUUUGAAGUCAGCCAAGCAGCAGAACAAAUGGUCGCGAGAAUUCGACAAUGCGAGCGAGAAGCCAUUACCACCCUCGAGAAUACACGCGUGUCGAUCAUGGACAAAUUAAAUUCCCUAACCAAACGAGUACAGUCCUUGGCCAAACAACUCGAACAAGCAGUUGAAUUCGCUGAUAACCUGGUUCAAAGAAGCUCAAUUUCAGAUAUCAUGCAAAGCAAGCAGAAUUUGGAGCAGCGUUUUGAAGAUCUAAAAAAAACCCAGAUCCCAUCAGCACUUCCGGUCAGUUCAUUUAUCAAGUUUGUCUCAACUAUUGCACCUGACAGUUUCAGCCUGGGUUUCGUGACAACCAAUGAAACAGAUGUACAUGGAUCCACUGUUGAAGGACUCACUGAAAAUUUUCAGGCUGGUUUAGAAGCAGAGUUUCUGGUUUGUCCAAAACUGAAGAGCAAUGGGGAUCUCACAAGCAAAGCUGAAGGAAAAUUUCACGUUGAAGCAUUUGUUGCACCUUCUCAAGAAGUGGCUAACUUGACUACUGUACACAAGGAAACUGAAAAUGUUAGGGUAAAGUUUGUCCCCAAAAUACCAGGCCCCUACAACAUCACAGUGAAGAUAAAUGGAGACAAACUUGUUGAAAAUCCAUUUACAGUUCAAGUGAAAGAACGACGGAUUGACAUUCUGGGCGAGUUGCAAUUGAAAGGGGAAAUUCUCCAAAGCCCACAUGGGAUCGCUGUGAACAGUAAAGGACUAAUCGCAGUAACUGACGGCGGAAAACAUUGUAUCCUGAUAUUCGAUAAAGAGGGUAGUUUUGUACGAAAACUUGGCUGUCGUGGAGAGGGUCCUGGACAGUUCUUUAAUCCAACUGGAGUCACAUACCUGAAUGAUAACGAAAUUCUGGUAGCAGAUGAAUUGAAUCACCGCAUUCAACAAUUUAAUGUACAAACCGGGAACUUUGUGAAAAGCUUUGGAAAAUAUGGAGAAGGAGACGGCGAGUUUAAUCGUCCCGUAAACAUUUGUAUAAAUGAUGAAGGAAAUAUUGCUGUAGUUGACUCUUCAAACAGAAGAGUCCAGGUCUUUACAACAGAUGGUAAACCUGUGCUGAAAUUUGGAGAAAGCGGCCCUGGUAAGUUCACUGCUCCUACUGCAUGCAUUUAUCAUAAACAAAAGUUGAUACUAUCUGAUGGCUUGGGCGGUUGUUUAAAAGUACUCGACAGUACGGGGAAGUUUUUGUAUGAGAUUGGAGAAAAAGGCAAAGGUGAUGGACAGCUGUCAUUCCCUUGGGAUUUGUGUGUUGAGAAACGUGGCGAUCAUUCGAAUCUCCUGGUGUGUGAUAAAUGGAAUGGUCGCAUUCAACAGUUUACAAUGGAAGGUCGCUUUACUGGUAAAACUUUCGAGAAGUUAAAACAUCCAAUUGCAAUAGCCGUAACUCCAGAUGGUCGCAUUUUGGUAUGCGAUGGCAAUGCCAAAAAAAUAUAUGUCCUAAUAUGA